AUGCUCACCGCACCCUAGCGCAACGCUUAGCCCAGACACCACCAGAGGGAUCUCUAAACACUGGGAAGAAAGGUGAGGCGGUUUCCUCAAUCCCUGCAUCCUCUCCCCUGCCCUGGGUACAGGUGCAGCCUCAGGGUGAACAUAGGCAUGGGGUAUCUGUUGCUCAAUAGCACCGAAGCAGAGUCUGUGUGAUGUGUGAAUUGUGAACUUCCCUCUAGGACAAACACUUCUCAAGAAUUGGAUCAAGCUUGGAUCAGCACUAUGAUGGAGGAACCCAUGCCUAUGGAAGAAAAGAGUCAGCCAUCAAGUCCUCAUCAUGGAUCUCUCAGGAAGGUAAUGGCUGCUGCCCUGGCCCUUGAUGGAGAAGCCACGAUGGGCCGAAGGAAGAAGAAAAAGAAGGAAUCUCGACCAGAAUCUAUUAUUGUCUACCGGUUAGAAAAUGAGAAAGCAGAUGAGGAACAGGAAGAAUAUGAAGAAGGAGAACGUUCCAUAGAGGAGGAGGGAGACAAGUUCCUUGGCCAUGCUGUGGCUGAGAGUUUGUGGAACAUGCCCCAAGAUAGCCGCUAUGUGACAUUAACUGGUACCAUCACUCGGGGGAAGAAAAAGGGUCAGAUGGUAGACAUCCAUGUUACUUUAACAGAGAAGGAGCUGCAGGAAUUGACCAAGUCCAAAGAGUUCGCAAAUGAAGCUGCACCAGAGGGAAAGAAGGCUUGUCAAAUAGGAGCAGACCGUGGUCCCCACGUGGUUUUGUGGACGGUGGUCUGCUUGCCUGUGAUUUUUGUCCUUUCCUUCAUUGUUUCUUUCUACUAUGGUACCAUCACUUGGUACAACAUUUUCCUGGUAUACAAUGAGGAGAGGACCUUUUGGCACAAGAUAUCCUGCUGCCCCUGCCUCAUCCUCUUUUAUCCAGUCCUCAUCAUGGCUGUGGCUUCUUCUCUGGGCCUCUAUGCUGCUGUAGCCCAGCUCUCAUGGUCCUGGGGAGCAUGGUGGCUGGCUGCCCGGGACAUGGAGAAGGGCUUCUGUGGAUGGCUCUGUAGCAAACUUGGCCUGGAGGACUGCUCACCCUACAGUAUUGUUGAACUGCUUGAGUCUGACAACAUCUCUGGCAGCCUCUCUGCCAAGGAUCCUACCCAGGGGGAAGAAACCUCUUCUGUCUAACAACAUCCCCAUUCCGCUCUAGACCCUUGUUCCCUUUCAGAAUGGGCCAACACUAUUACUCUUUAUGUGCCAUUUAAAGUUGUAAAAUACAUGGGAAUAAUACCUCGACCAGUGGUACCAUCAUUGUUCUUCUGAGCAAACUUAAUUUUCCCUAGACAUUCUUUCUAGCAACCAACUACCUUCCUACUUUGGUGGGUCAAUCCUGAGUCCCAUGAUGGCAAAUAUAAAAGGAGAUGGGGUGGAUGAGCAGGUGGGGGAAAUAGUGUGCCAAAGCAGUCUUUCUUCCCUGCCCCAAAGUGAUGAUAAUGACUUCCUGACAGCAGCCUGAAUCAUGCCUCAGUUUCUAAUUUGGUCACAUUCUUCAAAACCCAGGACAUUAUUGACUCAGCUGACUGUAGGGAAAGGGAACCAAAAGGAGACCAAAUUCAUUAAGAGAUUUGAGGUAGGAGAUAGGAUUGAGGAUAAUACAUUUAGGAAGGGAACAACCAUCACAUUUCAUAGAGAAUACAACAGCAAAUACUUUGAAAUAUAAAGUGACUUACUAUCCUAGGGCUCUAAGAGUUUAGCACCAAAAAAUGAGAGUGUUGAUUUUCCUUAAGCUCCAUAUUACAGAAAGGGGAACAUUAGUGUGCACUUUGUAAAUAAAGAUAUAGCAUAUAAUUUGUGCAGGGUGGAGGGUGUGUGGAAGCACUUGUGUAGUUAGCAGCAUAGCUUUCUUAAGGUGAAGGUUGAAAUUGUACCUUCUGGAUUUACUGAACAUAGUGCCAAAAAAACCAAGAAGCACAAAUGGUGAAAAAUCAAAAGCCUUCUGGGGAAAGUUGAGUCAACCUACCCUUAGAGACAAGCAGAUCCUUCCUAGCACUGAAUAGUAAGUACAAUUGGGCAUCUGAUUGAAAACUUUAAUUUGUCUUCCUGGCACUGAGGGGUUAAUUCCCCAAAUUAAUGUCGUUUACCAUGCACUGCACCUAUAAAAUUGUCUACCUUUUUUCUCUCUCUUACUUAAAGAUUUAUUGUUUAUUUUGAAAACCUAACUCUAAAAAAGUAGGUAAAGGUUAAAAUUGCCAAUAUCCAUCUGGGGUGGCUCAGCCUUCUUUGAUAUCCCUGUGAUCAGUCUACUUAAGAUAACAGUACUGUUAAGGUAGAUCCUCACUCAGGGCAUAUUAGCCCUAGUUCUGGUGCUGAACCCCACAUCCGGGGAGGACUGGGAUAUAAUGGGGAUUUGGGGUUUUUUUUAAAGUUUUAACUUUAGCUGGACAUUUCUCAAGAGCAAAGAUGAUAACACUGGUGCUUUUUGUGUGUUUUUGUAGAAUUUGGUAUUUGUGUAAUAGAGAGGAAGAAAAUAAAAAAUUCACAUAAUUUUAA
Dromiciops gliroides (monito del monte) is the source of this 2520-nucleotide messenger RNA. It is a transcript of the gene TMEM169, whose product is annotated as transmembrane protein 169. The transcript has 3 exons. The record is from RefSeq and is a predicted model, not a curated record. Bases 262 to 1158 code for a protein of 298 amino acids. Lineage: Eukaryota; Metazoa; Chordata; Mammalia; Microbiotheria; Microbiotheriidae.